This is a messenger RNA of Anolis sagrei ordinatus, 1397 nucleotides long. Lineage: Eukaryota; Metazoa; Chordata; Lepidosauria; Squamata; Anolidae. The record is from RefSeq and is a predicted model, not a curated record.
AAAUUGGACUGCCAGGCCCUCCUGGACAUGAUGGAGAAAAGGGCCCACGAGGCAAACCAGGAGAGAUGGGGCCUCCUGGUCCCAAAGGACCUCCUGGAAAAGAUGGACCUCCAGGAAUGAAGGGAGAAAUUGGCUCCAUGGGGACCUCAGGAGCAAAAGGAGAAAAGGGGGAGACUGGACUGGCUGGCUCACCAGGUCUUGAUGGCAUAACAGGAGAAAAAGGUGAUCGAGGAAUGCCAGGACCUCCAGGCCUACCGGGUCCAAUUGGGCUUCCGGGUUUUACAGGAGAGAAGGGAGAACCUGGAGAGAAGGGAAAGACUGGAAACGCGGUAACUGGCCCACCAGGGCCACAAGGCCCACCAGGAACACCAGGUCCUCAAGGUCUUCCGGGACCUAAGGGAGAAGCAGGCAUUGAUGGAAUGAAAGGUGAAAAGGGUGCUAUGGGAGAAAAAGGAGACCGAGGUCCGCUUGGAUUGCCCGGUGCUUCAGGUUUAGACGGCAGGCCUGGCCCACCGGGUACUCCAGGACCAAUUGGAGUUUCAGGGCCAGCAGGACCAAAAGGAGAGAGGGGCAAUAAAGGAGAUCCUGGAACUGCAGGACCAAUAGGGCCAGCAGGGCUUUCUGGUUUACCAGGUUCACCAGGGGAAAAGGGACAUCGGGGACUUCGAGGUUUUAAAGGCGAGAAGGGUGAGCCGGGGUUACCAGGGCUGGACGGGCUGGAUGCCCCUUGCCCAUUGGGGGAAGAUGGCUUGCCAAUUCAAGGAUGCUGGAAUAAGGGUCAAACACCUUGGCUGAUAGCUAAAUAAUGAAACAAGUAAGAGGGUGGAGAUACUUGUGGAAGGCCUACAGUGGCAAGAGAAGAACAUCCUGUCUGAAGGUUUGCUGAAGAUAUUCAACAACUUACCUCCGAGGAACACGGAAGUAUUCUUGAGCCAUGCGUGCCAGAGUUUUGUUCCUGUAUGGUGGGCCUGGUGGGGCUACGGAAGAUGGACACACCAGUGGGUUUUGCUCUCUGCUUCCAGAGGUCAGCAUGAGUGCCAGCCAUGGAACAAAUUGGGCUUCAGUGCCGCUCUUACUCUUUUUUUGUCUGCUGUAAUAAUGGAAGCCUUCGUGUGAAGACUUUUAUUCAGCAGCUGGUGUGAAGAGCCUUAGGACAUAGACAACAGUUCUAUGGUUGUUGCUUUUUUGUUAAAAGGAGCUAUAUUCUCAUCUUUCAAAAAAAUAAACUUGAAUAUUAAUUUUGAAAAGCAGCUGAUUGAAGAUGCAGUAAAACGUUUACCACCUUUCCUGAUGAUUCCAUCCUUGAACCUUUCUUAGCUUCUCUUCAAAUGCUACCAUUUAUUUUCUGCAAGAACAUUAUAAUUUUUUUGUAUAUUAAAAGAACUAAAUUUCAUAAA